Messenger RNA from Salpingoeca rosetta, 999 nucleotides. RefSeq names its product gamma-glutamyl hydrolase. The record is from RefSeq and is a predicted model, not a curated record. Lineage: Eukaryota; Choanoflagellata; Craspedida; Salpingoecidae. Bases 1 to 999 code for a protein of 332 amino acids. Gene Ontology annotation, cellular component: vacuole. Gene Ontology annotation, molecular function: gamma-glutamyl-peptidase activity. The transcript is spliced from 6 exons. Gene Ontology annotation, biological process: tetrahydrofolylpolyglutamate metabolic process.
AUGCUGGCGAAGAUGACGCGGAGCACGGCGACGCUUGCGCUUGUCGUGGCCGUCUUGGUGGCGGUGGUGUGCGGGACGCAUGCGCUACCAGCCAACCAGACCGGCCCUGUGAUUGGCGUCCUGACGCAGACGUACGGACCCGAAGUGCUGGGCGGCAAACUCGGCGGCGAGAUCGACGAGACCCGCACCUACAUUGCAGCGUCCUACGUUAAGUAUCUGGAGAGUGCUGGUGCCCGCGUGGUGCCCAUUGACUGCAUGGCCAGCGAGGACGAGCUGCGGGAGAAGGCAAAGAUGAUCAACGGGUUCUUGCUGCCGGGUGGUGGCCAAGCCAUCACAGACCCCAAGAACUCCUACUCCCGCACCGCCCGGUUCAUGAUGAACAUGGCCAAGGAGUUUAACAACAAGGGCGACUACUUCCCAGUUUGGGGUACAUGCCUUGGGUUUCAGAUGGUGAGUGUGUUUAUUGGCGGCAACAGCGUGCUGGGUCACCACUUUGACUCGGAGGAUCUGCCGCUUCCCCUCAACUUCACGUCCCACAUCUCCACCAGCAAGAUCUUCAAGAGCGCCCGCCCAGAACUCAUCACCGCCCUCCGCAACCAACCGCUGACGAUGAACAACCACGAGGGCGGUGUGACCCCGAUCACCUUUGCCAACAACGCCAAUCUCACCUCCUUCUUCAACGUCAUCUCCACAAACGUCGAUCGCAAGGGCAACCCUUUUGUCUCCACCAUUGAAGGCAAGCAUAUGCCCUUCUACGCGACGCAGUGGCACCCAGAGAAGAACUCGUUUGAGUGGACCGCCAGCGAGGCGAUUCCGCACUCUGCGCUGGCAAUUGAGACGUGCCAGCUGACGUCGACGUUCUUUGUGAACGAGGCCCGCAAGUCCAACCACGCGUACCCACCGGAGCAGCUGCGGAAGGACAUCAUCUACAACUACAACCCCGUCUUCACGGGCAAGGACGGCUCAGGGUUUGAGCAGUGCUACUUCUGGGACGUUUAA